AUGGAUAGUAAUCCUAAUUUAAAAUCUAAAUUACAAACACAACAUAUUUUAGAAGAAUCAGGAUCACAUCCAAUCUUUUUAACUAGAGUUGAAGUUAAUGGAGGUGAACAAUUCUCAGAUACAUUCUUUGAGAAAUUAUUAACACCAUUAUUUGAACAUGGUGAUUAUACUUUAACUCAAUUGGUUGAUUGUAUUCAUCAAUCAGAAGCUAGAUUAAUUAAAACUGGUGUAUUUCUGGAUAUUUCUGCAAGAUUACAACCAGAUUUUUAUUCAAAUAUUCCUGCUUAUAUUAAGAAAUAUAAUAAAGAGAAAUCAUUAAGAACAAAAGUUGUUUUCAAUUUAGAAUCAAUUAAUUUAAAUUCAAUUGAUGGAUUUUUGAAUUUUAAUACUGAAGAUUAUUUAAAUAUUAAAUUAAAUUAUUUAGAUAAUAAUGUUAAUCAAAAUGCUGAAUUGCUUAAUAUUGGUGUUGAUUAUAAUCCUUAUAAACCAAAUGAUCAUUUAAUUGCCAAUGCUAAGAUCUUAUCCACUUUAAAGAAUCCUGCUUAUAAACUUAUGCUUGAUAUAUCCCAUGUUCAACAAAAUAAUCAAAUUUGGCAAAAAGCCAAUGAAGGUGUUACUGGUGGUAUACUUGGUGUAUUAUAUAAUCAUCUGGAUAAAUUGAAUAUCUUUUCUGGAGUAUCUUUAUACAAUAGAAGUGUUUAUGAUAUUGAUGAAAGUUCUGCAUCUGAUGAUUUAAAGUCAUUUAAUGGAGAUUAUUUAAAAUCAUCAUUAGUUAAUCAAAUUAGUUUAAAUAAAUUAAAUUAUUUAAAUCCAAUUACCAAAAAUUUCCCAUCAGGUGGUUAUGAUUUAACUUUAAAUAAUGAAAUUUCUUCAAAUCAAGAACAAAAGAAUUCAAUCAAUCAUGGAGAAUUCAUUAAAUCGGCAUUAUCUUAUAAUUAUUAUAAAUCAUUAUUUAAUAAUUAUAUAACCACUCGUAUUCAAGCAGAUAUGGGUGCUAUUUUCCCCAUGGAUUCCAAUAAAAUAACCGUUCAUUCAAGUGAUAAGUUUUAUUUAGGUGGAUAUAAUUCAUUUUCUGGAUUUACAAGAAAUUCAAUCCAACCUCAAGGUGGAUUACAAUUUUAUAAAUUACAAGGAACAAUUUAUUCCAAAAUCCCAAAAUUCUUAUAUCAACCACCAAGUCACAUCCCAAGUGAUGAUCAAAAUCCUUUGAGAUUUUAUGCUGAUGGUAUAAUUGGUAAUGUUAGUAAUAAUAUUAUGGAUGAUGAUUCUGGGGCAAUUAGUGGUGGAGUUGGUUUAAAAUAUUUUAGUAAUUGGGCUAAUUUAGAUAUUGGUUAUUAUGUAAGUCAAAGAGUUAAAUCUGAUAAUAAUAUUGGAAUUAAAGAUGGUUUACAAUUCUCAAUAUCUAUUGGUAGUUCCCUUCGUACUCUGUAG
Messenger RNA from Hemisphaericaspora subhashii, 1431 nucleotides. RefSeq names its product Sam51p (gene SAM51). The transcript has a single exon. The record is from RefSeq and is a predicted model, not a curated record. The coding region runs from base 1 to 1431 and encodes 476 amino acids. Gene Ontology annotation, cellular component: outer membrane. NCBI's taxonomy places the organism in Eukaryota, Fungi, Ascomycota, Pichiomycetes, Serinales, Debaryomycetaceae.